Laccaria bicolor S238N-H82 is the source of this 1053-nucleotide messenger RNA. Its product is annotated as deuterolysin M35 metalloprotease. Gene Ontology annotation, molecular function: metalloendopeptidase activity. NCBI's taxonomy places the organism in Eukaryota, Fungi, Basidiomycota, Agaricomycetes, Agaricales, Hydnangiaceae. The transcript is spliced from 6 exons. Bases 1 to 1053 code for a protein of 350 amino acids. The record is from RefSeq and is a predicted model, not a curated record.
AUGCUGUCUUCAUCGUUACACACACUCCUUUCUGUUCUCGUUUUAGCGGUACUCUCCGUUUCCGCUAAGCCUGGGCUUUCCGUAGCAGUGUCAGGUCCUGCUUCCGUCACCGGUGUACAAAAUCUAAAGGUUGUGGCCACUAUUACCAACACCGGAGACGAGACGUUGAAGAUCCUGAACGAUCCUCGCGGUUUAUUGUCGAAGCGUCCUGCCAACAAGUUCACCAUCACCAGUUCCCAUGGGGGUCGCCCAGCAUUCCACGGGGUCAAGGUGAAGUAUUCGCCGACGGUUGCUGUUCAAGCAGGUGACUUCACAGUCCUGCCACCUGGGAGCUCCAUCGACGUCUCCCAUGAUCUUUCGGAAGCCUACAACUUUACAUCGUCUGGAGUAGGGGCGUACGAGUUUGAGGCUGACAAUCUCUUCUACAUCGUCAACGACAACAAAGAAGUCUCCACCCUCUGGGCGAAUCAAGCACAGGCGUAUACCGCAAGUGUUGCGGGCAAUCUUGCUAUCGCUCGAUCCGAACCCUUUGGAGGGUUGACAAAGCGAGCUACCUUUAUUGGUUGCACUGCUGCCCGUCAGACCCUGAUCAACACCGCCGCUGCAUCGGCUCAGACAUACGCUGCUGGUGCUCUCUCUUAUGUUACAUCGCACACAACAGCUUCGACUCGCUUCACCACCUGGUUCGGUAGUUUCACGACUGCCCGUCGUAGCACCAUUCUUUCCCACUUCACCAAGAUCAGCGGCAGCAGCAUCUCUGGUUUCACUUUCGAUUGUUCUUGCACGGACACGUCAUACGCUUAUGUGUACCCCAGCACCUUCGGAAAGAUUUAUUUAUGUGGUGCAUUCUGGAAUGCGCCCAACACAGGAACUGACUCCAAGGCCGGAACUCUCGUUCACGAAACUUCCCACUUCACCGCUAAUGGCGGCACAAACGACUACGCAUAUGGGCAAUCCGCUGCCAAGAGCCUUGCAACCAGCAACCCUGCUCAAGCUGUCAUGAAUGCAGAUUCGCACGAGUACUUUGCGGAGAACAACCCUGUCCUAGCUUAG